Messenger RNA from Chaetomium globosum CBS 148.51, 1281 nucleotides. RefSeq lists its product as uncharacterized. The transcript is spliced from 2 exons. The record is from RefSeq and is a predicted model, not a curated record. Gene Ontology annotation, cellular component: Golgi membrane. Lineage: Eukaryota; Fungi; Ascomycota; Sordariomycetes; Sordariales; Chaetomiaceae. The coding region runs from base 1 to 1281 and encodes 426 amino acids. Gene Ontology annotation, biological process: vesicle-mediated transport; mitotic spindle elongation.
AUGCCUCCCCCCCAAGGAGACGACGUCUUCCACGAUGCCUCCUCCAACCGAGCCACCUCUCCCCCAACCAUAAUCACCACGCGUCCCUCCACCGACACGCCCACCGAGCUCAACACCAACAACCUCCCCCCUCCCCCCUGGACCCCGCGCCCAAAAACCCCUGGCGUCCGCCGCCUGUCCCCCGGCCGCCCCGGCACCGCCAGCACCACCCACACCACCGCCACCACCAUCACCACCCUCACCACCACCACCAAAUCCUUCCUCACCACCACCCUCACCACCCUCACCUACCUCUACCAGCGCUACACCCACUUCUACGCCUCCCUCCCCCUGCACUACCAAAUCCUCGUCUCCCUCUCGGGACUCCUCAUCCUCACCCUGACCAUCCUCCUCCUCAUCUACUCGCACACCAUCCUCGUCGCGCUCGGCGCCGCCGCGCAGACCUGGCGCGCGCGCCCGCUCGGCUGGCUGCCGCUGUGGUUGGCGACAGUCGCGACGGGGUUCCCCCCCUUGAUCGGCUACUCGACGUGCGUGACGCUGGCCGGGUUCGUGUACGGGUUCCCGGCCGGGUGGCCGCUGGCGGCGAGCGCGACCGUCGUGGGCUCGGCGGGGGCGUUCGCGGCGAGUCGCGGGGUACUGAGGGGGUAUGUGCAGCGGUUGGUGGGGGCGGAUGCGAGGUUCGUGGCGCUGGGCCAGGUGCUGAGGAGGGAUGGUUUGGGGGUGUUGGUGAUGAUUAGGUUGUGUCCGUUGCCGUAUAGUUUGAGUAAUGGGUUUUUGGCGACGGUGGGGAGUUUGGGGGUCGGGCAGUUCGUGUUGGCUACGUUGGCCGCGACGCCGAAACUCCUCGUGCACGUCUUCAUCGGCUGGCAGCUCUCGCAGCUGGCCGAGCCGGGCGACAAGAUGAGCGGGGCCUCGCGUGCCAUCAACUACAUCAGCAUGGCCGCGUUUGGGCUGCUGGGUUUCAGCGUGGGGCUGUUCAUCUACCGGCGCACCAUGGCGCGGGCGGCCGAGCUGGCGCGAGAGGCCCAGCUCGAAGCGGGCGAGGCGCUCCUGGAUGGCCACGACGAGGUGGAGGAGGGCAUCACGGGCGACGAUCUGGAGAGCGGGCGCAUGGUGGAUCCGGACGAGUUGGAUGCUGCCGCGCUGAUGGAUGACGACGAUAUCUCGCUGUGGGAUGCCUCGGGAGAUGGGUAUCACGAUAGCUGGGACGACGAGCCGGCGGGCAACGGCUUUGGGUCGAAUGGGCGCGGGAAGGGAGGCAUAAACGGCGCAACGAAAUAG